AUGCCAGCCGCAGCUGCCGACAACAACGGCGGCGGCGGCGGCGGAGGUGGAGGAGGGGGGAAGCACCACCACCACCACUUCCACAUCCACUUCCCGCACCUGGAUCUGUUCCACCACGGCGGCGGGCCGAAGAAGGGGAUGGUGGCGAUCAUCGUCGGAGAGGAAGGGGAGGAGCAGCAGAGGUUCGUGGUCCCGGUGAUCUACAUCAACCACCCGCUGUUCAUGAGGCUGCUGAAAUCGGCGGAGGAGGAGUUCGAUUUCCACUACCAGAAGGGGCCGAUCACCAUCCCCUGCCACGUGGAGGAGUUCCGGAGCAUCCAGGGCUUGAUCGACCGGGAAACCAACAACCUCCACCAUCAUCAUCACCACCACCUCCUCUGCUUUUGGGUUUGA
Messenger RNA from Linum tenue, 393 nucleotides. The record is from the annotation of a GenBank genome assembly. Lineage: Eukaryota; Viridiplantae; Streptophyta; Magnoliopsida; Malpighiales; Linaceae.